Messenger RNA from Equus quagga, 8425 nucleotides. It is a transcript of the gene FN1, whose product is annotated as fibronectin 1. Gene Ontology annotation, molecular function: integrin binding; proteoglycan binding. The transcript is spliced from 46 exons. NCBI's taxonomy places the organism in Eukaryota, Metazoa, Chordata, Mammalia, Perissodactyla, Equidae. The record is from RefSeq and is a predicted model, not a curated record. Gene Ontology annotation, biological process: nervous system development; heart development; cell-substrate junction assembly. Bases 303 to 7736 code for a protein of 2477 amino acids. Gene Ontology annotation, cellular component: extracellular region.
GUCCCAUAUAAGCCGCAGCUCUCGGGGCUUGGCCGCCCGCGCCGGCUGCGCUGUGCAGGGGGAGGAGAGGGAGCCCUAGGCGCGAGCAGGGGAGAGGGGACCUGCAGCGACAACUUCUCUCGUCCUUUCCUUCCCCUCUGUCCCUCUACCCGUCCCCGUCCCCAUCCUCCGGCCCCUACCUUCUCCGAGGCUUCAACCCCCAGGAAGCACUGGAAGGGACUCCUCCCGCAGGUUGCGAAGGGAACCAAACUUGGUGGCAACUUGUCUCCUGGUGAGGGCGUCUCUCCCCACACCGUCUCAAGAUGCUCAGGGGUCCGGGACCUGGGCUGCUGCUGCUGGUCGUCCUGUCCCUGGGGACAGCGGUGCCCUCCAGCGGAGCCUCGAAGAGGAAGAGGCAGGAUCAGCAAAUCAUUCAGCCCCAGUCCCCGGUGGCUGUCGGCCAAAGCAAGCCUGGUUGUUACGACAAUGGGAAACACUAUCAGAUAAACCAACAAUGGGAGCGCACCUACCUGGGCAAUGCCUUGGUUUGUACCUGCUACGGAGGGAGCAGAGGCUUUAACUGCGAGAGUAAACCUGAGCCUGAAGAGACUUGCUUUGACAAGUACACCGGGAACACUUACCGGGUCGGCGACACUUAUGAGCGCCCUAAAGACUCCAUGAUCUGGGACUGUACCUGCAUCGGGGCCGGGCGAGGGAGAAUCAGCUGCACCAUUGCAAACCGCUGCCAUGAAGGGGGUCAGUCCUACAAGAUUGGUGACACCUGGAGGAGACCUCAUGAGACUGGUGGUUACAUGUUAGAGUGUGUCUGUCUUGGUAAUGGGAAAGGAGAAUGGACCUGCAAGCCUAUAGCUGAGAAAUGUUUUGAUCAUGCUGCUGGGACCUCUUAUGUUGUCGGGGAAACCUGGGAGAAGCCCUACCAAGGCUGGAUGAUGGUGGACUGUACUUGUCUGGGAGAAGGCAAUGGGCGCAUCACCUGUACCUCUAGAAACAGAUGCAAUGAUCAGGACACUAGGACAUCCUAUAGAAUUGGCGAUACCUGGAGCAAGAAGGAUAAUCGGGGGAACCUGCUCCAGUGCAUCUGCACAGGCAACGGCAGAGGGGAGUGGAAGUGUGAAAGGCACGCGUCUCUGCAGACCACAUCCACCGGAUCUGGCCCCUUCACAGAUGUCCGAACGGCCAUUUACCAGCCCCAGCCUCACCCCCAGCCCGCUCCAUACGGUCACUGUGUCACAGACAGUGGCGUGGUUUACUCCGUGGGGAUGCAGUGGCUGAAGACACAAGGAAAUAAGCAAAUGCUUUGCACUUGCCUGGGCAAUGGAGUCAGCUGCCAAGAGACAGCUGUGACCCAGACUUAUGGUGGCAAUUCAAACGGGGAGCCGUGUGUCUUACCCUUCACCUACAACGGCAGAACUUUCUACUCCUGUACCACGGAGGGGCGGCAGGAUGGACACCUCUGGUGCAGCACAACUUCCAAUUAUGAGCAAGACCAGAAAUAUUCUUUCUGUACAGACAGUGCUGUUUUGGUUCAGACUCGAGGUGGGAAUUCCAAUGGUGCCUUGUGCCACUUCCCCUUCCUAUACAACAACCACAACUACACUGACUGUACUUCUGAGGGCAGGAGAGACAACAUGAAAUGGUGUGGAACCACCCAGAACUAUGACGCGGACCAGAAGUUUGGAUUCUGCCCCAUGGCUGCCCACGAGGAAAUCUGUACAACUAAUGAAGGGGUGAUGUAUCGCGUUGGAGAUCAGUGGGAUAAGCAACACGACAUGGGCCACAUGAUGAGGUGCACAUGUGUUGGCAAUGGUCGUGGGGAAUGGACCUGUGUUGCCUACUCCCAGCUCCGAGAUCAAUGCAUUGUCGACGACAUCACUUAUAACGUGAAUGACACAUUUCAUAAGCGUCACGAAGAGGGACACAUGCUGAAUUGUACCUGCUUCGGUCAGGGCCGGGGCAGAUGGAAGUGUGAUCCCAUUGACCAAUGCCAGGACUCGGAAACCCGAACGUUUUAUCAGAUUGGAGACUCCUGGGAGAAAUAUGUGCAUGGUGUCAGGUACCAGUGCUACUGCUAUGGCCGUGGCAUUGGGGAGUGGCAUUGCCAACCUUUGCAGACCUACCCAGGCACCACUGGCCCUGUCCAAGUAAUCAUCACAGAGACCCCCAGCCAGCCCAACUCACACCCCAUCCAGUGGAACGCACCGGAGCCAUCUCACAUCUCUAAGUACAUCCUCAGAUGGAAACCCAAAAAUGCUCCAGGCCGUUGGAAGGAAGCCACCAUUCCAGGCCACUUGAACUCAUACACUAUCAAAGGCCUGAGGCCAGGUGUGGUAUAUGAGGGACAGCUCAUCAGUGUCCAGCACUACGGCCACAAAGAGGUGACACGCUUUGACUUCACCACCACCAGCACAAGCCCAGCAGUGACCAGCAACACUGUGACUGGAGAGACAACACCGUUUUCCCCCGUUGUGGCCACUUCUGAAUCUGUGACUGAAAUCACCGCCAGCAGCUUCGUGGUCUCUUGGGUCUCAGCUUCAGACACCGUGUCAGGAUUCCGUGUGGAAUAUGAGCUGAGUGAGGAGGGAGAUGAACCGCAGUACCUCGAUCUUCCAAGCACGGCCACUUCUGUAAACAUCCCUGACCUGCUUCCUGGCCGAAAAUACAUCGUAAAUGUCUAUCAGAUUUCUGAAGAAGGAGAGCAGAGUCUGAUCCUGUCUACUUCGCAGACAACAGCGCCUGAUGCCCCUCCUGAUCCUACUGUGGACCAAGUUGAUGACACCUCGAUUGUUGUUCGCUGGAGCAGACCUCAGGCACCCAUCACAGGAUACAGAAUCGUGUAUUCACCAUCAGUAGAAGGGAGUAGCACAGAACUCACCCUUCCUGAAACUGCCAACUCCGUCACCCUCAGCGACUUGCAACCUGGGGUUCAGUAUAACAUCACCAUCUAUGCUGUGGAAGAGAAUCAAGAAAGUACUCCUGUUUUCAUCCAACAGGAAACCACUGGCGUCCCACGUGCAGAUAAAGUUCCGCCUCCCCGGGACCUGCAGUUUGUGGAGGUGACAGACGUGAAGAUCACCAUCAUGUGGACACCCCCUGAGAGCGCGGUGACCGGCUACCGUGUGGACGUGCUCCCCGUCAACCUGCCUGGGGAGCACGGCCAGAGGCUGCCCAUCAGCAGGAACACGUUUGCAGAAGUCACAGGGCUGUCCCCGGGGGUCACCUAUCACUUCAAAAUCUUCGCCGUGAACCACGGGAGGGAAAGCAAGCCUCUGACAGGAGAACAGACAACCAAAUUGGAUGCUCCCACUAACCUCCGGUUUAUCAAUGAAACUGAGUCGACUGUCGUAGUGACCUGGACACCCCCUCGGGCCCGGAUAGCCGGGUAUCGGCUGACCGUGGGCCUGACCCGGGGAGGCCAGCCCAAGCAGUACAACGUGGGGCCCUCUGCCUCUCAGUACCCACUGAGGAGUCUGCAGCCUGGGUCUGAGUACACCGUCACCCUCGUGGCCGUCAAAGGCAACCAGCAGAGCCCCAAAGCCACUGGAGUCUUUACUACUCUGCAGUCUCCAGGCUCCAUUCCACCUUACAGCACAGAGGUGACUGAGACCACCAUUGUGAUUACAUGGACGCCUGCUCCAAGGAUUGGUUUUAAGCUGGGUGUGCGACCAAGCCAGGGAGGGGAAGCACCGCGAGAAGUGACUUCAGACUCAGGAAGCAUCGUUGUGUCUGGCCUGACCCCAGGCGUGGAAUAUGUUUACACCAUCUCAGUCCUGAGAGAUGGGCAGGAGAGAGAUGCGCCAAUCGUGAAGAAAGUGGUGACACCAUUGUCUCCCCCAACAAACUUGCACCUGGAGGCAAACCCCGACACUGGAGUGCUUACGGUCUCCUGGGAGAGGAGCACCACCCCAGACAUUACUGGUUAUAGAAUCACCACCACGCCUACAAGUGGCCAACAAGGCUAUUCUCUGGAAGAAGUGGUUCAUGCAGAUCAGAGUUCUUGCACUUUUGAAAACCUGAGUCCUGGCCUGGAGUACAAUGUCAGUGUUUACACUGUCAAAGAUGACAAGGAAAGUGUCCCUAUCUCUGAUACCAUCAUCCCAGAGGUGCCCCAACUCACUGACCUAAGCUUUGUUGAUAUAACCGAUUCAAGCAUCGGCCUGAGGUGGACCCCGCUAAACUCUUCCACCAUUAUUGGGUAUCGCAUCACAGUAGUUGCGGCAGGAGAAGGUAUCCCUAUUUUUGAAGAUUUUGUGGACUCCUCAGUAGGAUACUACACAGUUACAGGGCUGGAGCCUGGCAUUGACUAUGACAUCAGCGUUAUCACUCUCAUUAAUGGCGGAGAGAGUGCCCCUACUACGCUGACACAACAAACCGCUGUCCCUCCUCCCACUGACCUGCGAUUCACCAAUGUUGGUCCAGACACUAUGCGUGUCACCUGGGCCCCACCUCCAUCUAUUGAAUUGACCAACCUCCUGGUGCGCUACUCACCCGUGAAAAAUGAGGAAGAUGUUGCGGAAUUGUCAAUUUCUCCUUCAGACAAUGCAGUGGUCUUAACAAAUCUCCUGCCUGGGACAGAAUACUUAGUCAGUGUCUCCAGCGUUUACGAACAACACGAGAGCACACCUCUUAGAGGAAGACAGAAGACAGGUCUCGAUUCCCCAACUGGCAUUGACUUUUCUGAUAUCACUGCCAACUCUUUCACGGUCCAUUGGAUUGCUCCUCGAGCCACCAUCACUGGCUACAGGAUUCGCCAUCAUCCUGAGCACACUGGUGGAAGACCACGAGAGGAUCGAGUGCCUCCCUCUCGGAAUUCUAUCACCCUCACCAACCUCAAUCCAGGCACAGAAUAUGUGGUCAGCAUCGUUGCUCUUAAUGGCAGAGAGGAAAGUCCUCCCUUGGUUGGCCAACAAUCAACAGUUUCUGACGUUCCAAGGGACCUGGAAGUUAUUGCCACAACCCCCACCAGCAUCUUGAUCAGCUGGGACGCUCCUGCCGUCACAGUGAGAUAUUACAGGAUCACCUAUGGAGAAACAGGAGGAAAUAGCCCUGUCCAGGAGUUCACUGUGCCUGGCAGCAAGUCUACAGCUACCAUCAGUGGCCUUAAACCUGGAGUAGACUACACCAUCACCGUUUAUGCUGUCACUGGCCGCGGGGACAGCCCAGCCAGCAGCAAGCCAAUUUCCAUUGAUUACCGAACAGAAAUUGACAAACCAUCCCAGAUGCAAGUGACUGAUGUUCAGGACAACAGCAUUAGUGUCAGGUGGCUGCCUUCAAGUUCCCCUGUUACUGGCUACAGAGUGACCACUACUCCCAAAAAUGGCCCAGGACAAUCAAAAACUAAAACUGCAGGUCCAGAUCAAACAGAAAUGACCAUCGAAGGCUUACAACCCACAGUGGAGUAUGUGGUUAGUGUCUAUGCUCAGAAUCAAAACGGAGAGAGUCAGCCUCUGGUUCAGACAGCAGUAACCAACAUUGAUCGCCCUAGAGGACUGGCAUUCACAGAUGUGGAUGUCGAUUCCAUCAAAAUUGCUUGGGAAAGCCCACAGGGGCAAGUUUCCAGGUACAGGGUGACCUACUCGAGCCCUGAGGAUGGAAUCCAUGAGCUAUUCCCUGCACCUGAUGGUGAAGAAGACACUGCAGAGCUGCAAGGCCUCAGGCCGGGUUCUGAGUACACAGUCAGUGUGGUUGCCUUGCACGAUGAUAUGGAGAGCCAGCCCCUGAUUGGAACCCAGUCCACAGCCAUUCCUGCACCAACUGAACUCAAGUUCACUCAGGUUACACCAACAAGCCUGACCGCCCAGUGGACAGCACCCAAUGUUCAGCUCACUGGGUACCGCGUGCGGGUGACCCCCAAGGAAAAGACUGGACCAAUGAAAGAAAUUAACCUUGCUCCCGAUAGCACAUCUGUGGUCGUAUCAGGACUCAUGGUGGCCACCAAGUAUGAAGUGAGUGUCUAUGCUCUUAAGGACACUUUGACAAGCAGACCGGCUCAGGGAAUUGUCACGACCCUGGAGAAUGUCAGCCCUCCAAGAAGGGCCCGCGUGACAGAUGCUACUGAGACCACCAUCACCAUUAGCUGGAGAACCAAGACUGAGACCAUCACUGGCUUCCAGGUUGAUGCCAUCCCAGCAAAUGGCCAGCCUCCAAUCCAGAGAACCAUCAAGCCAGAUGUCAGAAGCUACACCAUCACAGGUUUGCAACCCGGCACUGACUACAAGAUCUAUUUGUACACCCUGAAUGACAAUGCCCGGAGCUCCCCUGUGAUCAUCGACGCCUCUACUGCCAUUGAUGCACCAUCCAACCUGCAUUUCCUGGCCACCACGCCCAACUCCUUGCUGAUAUCAUGGCAGCCACCCCGUGCCAGGAUUACUGGUUACAUCAUCAAGUAUGAGAAGCCUGGGUCCCCUCCCAGAGAAGUGGUCCCUCGGCCCCACCCUGGUGUCACAGAGGCUACUAUUACUGGUCUGGAACCAGGAACCGAGUACACUAUUCAAGUCAUUGCCAUCAAGAACAACCAGAAGAGCGAGCCUCUGAUCGGGAGGAGAAAGACAGAUGAGCUUCCCCAACUGGUAACCCUUCCACACCCCAAUCUUCACGGACCAGAGAUCUUGGAUGUUCCCUCCACAGUUCAAAAGACCCCUUUCAUCACCAACCCUGGGUAUGACAAUGGAAACGGUAUUCAGCUUCCUGGCACUUCUGGUCAGCAGCCCAGUGUUGGGCAACAAAUGAUCUUUGAGGAGCAUGGUUUUAGGCGAACCACACCGCCCACAACGGCCACCCCCGUAAGGCAUAGGCCAAGACCAUAUCCGCCGAAUGUAAAUGAGGAGAUCCAAAUUGGUCAUGUCCCCAGGGGAGACGUAGACCAGCACCUCUACCCUCACGUUCUGGGACUCAAUCCAAAUACCUCUACAGGACAAGAGGCUCUCUCUCAGACAACCAUCUCUUGGACCCCAUUCCAGGAAAGCUCUGAGUAUAUCAUUUCAUGUCAUCCAGUUGGCAUUGAUGAAGAACCCUUACAGUUCCGAGUUCCUGGAACCUCUGCUAGUGCCACCCUGACGGGUCUUACCAGAGGGGCCACCUACAACAUCAUAGUGGAGGCACUGAAAGACCAGAAGAGGCACAAGGUUCGGGAGGAGGUCGUUACUGUGGGCAACUCUGUUGACCAAGGCCUAGGCCAACCUACGGCUGACUCGUGCUUCGACCCCUACACCGUCUCCCAUUACGCCAUCGGAGAGGAGUGGGAGCGACUGUCUGAAUCUGGCUUUAAACUCUCCUGCCAGUGCUUAGGGUUUGGCAGUGGCCAUUUCAGAUGCGAUUCGUCUAAAUGGUGCCAUGACAAUGGUGUGAACUACAAGAUUGGAGAGAAGUGGGAUCGUCAGGGAGAAAAUGGCCAGAUGAUGAGCUGCACAUGUCUUGGAAAUGGAAAAGGAGAAUUCAAGUGUGACCCUCAUGAAGCAACAUGUUAUGAUGACGGGAAGACGUACCACGUAGGAGAACAGUGGCAGAAGGAGUAUCUUGGUGCUAUUUGCUCCUGCACAUGCUUUGGAGGCCAGCGGGGCUGGCGCUGUGACAACUGCCGCAGACCCGGGGCUGAACCCGGUCACGAAGGCUCCACUGGGCACUCCUACAACCAGUAUUCACAGAGAUACCAGCAGAGAACCAACACCAAUGUCAACUGCCCAAUUGAGUGCUUCAUGCCUUUAGAUGUACAGGCUGACAGAGAUGAUUCCCGAGAAUAAUAUCUCCAACCCAGAGAAACCAGCGUGGACCUCUGCCAGAGUCCAUCCAAACUGGAGUGACAACAGCAGACCCCAUCUUAGAGCGUUUGUUUCUUUCUUAGGCCCUUUGCUCUGGAGUAACUUCUCCAGCUUCAGCUCACCUCACAGCUUCUCCGAGCAUCACCCUGGGAGUGUUUUGAGACUUUUCUCAUAAACGGGGGCAGUACAUUGCCUCUUCUGCUCCAAAGUACUCACUACCGCUCAGUAUUUUAAGUGAAAUGAUUCUAACUUGUGAUUUGGUUUGAGAUCAAUAGGGAAGCACACACACCAACCAAGAUGCAAAAUGUAUUGAAAUGAUAUUACCAAAAUUUUAAGUAGGAAAGUUAUCCAAACACUUCUGCUUCCACUUAACUGUCUGGCCCGCGAUAUUGUAGGCAUGUCCUUGGUUACUGUGAUAUUUAAAAUAUCCACAGUGCUCACUUUUUCCAAAUGAUUCUAGUAAUUGCCUAGGAAUAUCUUCCUCUUACCUAUUAUUUAUCAAUUUUCCCAGUAUUUUUAUAUGGAAAAAAAUUGUAUUGAAGACACUUAGUAUGCAGUUGAUAAGAGGAAUUUGGUAUAAUUAUGGUUGGUGAUUAUUUUUUAUACUGUACAUGCCAAAGCUUUACUACUGUGGAAAGACAACUGUUUAAUAAAAGAUUUACAUUCCACAA